This is a messenger RNA of Nanorana parkeri, 1986 nucleotides long. RefSeq names its product exonuclease 3'-5' domain containing 2 (gene EXD2). The transcript has 9 exons. Gene Ontology annotation, cellular component: cytoplasm; nucleus. Gene Ontology annotation, biological process: nucleobase-containing compound metabolic process. The record is from RefSeq and is a predicted model, not a curated record. Gene Ontology annotation, molecular function: 3'-5' exonuclease activity; nucleic acid binding. Bases 45 to 1865 code for a protein of 606 amino acids. NCBI's taxonomy places the organism in Eukaryota, Metazoa, Chordata, Amphibia, Anura, Dicroglossidae.
CGGGGGGGGGGAGCGCGGAGUCAGCUGGCAGGAAUUUCAUCAGAAUGCCCAGACACACAGGUCUAACCCUUGGCGUUGCCUCUCUGGUGGGUACUACAGUAGGAUGUCUCGUUCUCUGGAAGCUUCUCAAUCGCCGAAGAAGACAGUGUUGUGUUAGUGGAGAUGUCAACAAUUCGUGUGCUGUUCUGAGCCCUGAGACCAUCGGCUCAGAUAAUGAUCUUCAGACGCCUUCAGAGGUAGUGGUCUCCAGCUCUUGUGCAGUAGAGAAGAUCCUACAUGCAGAGGUCAAGAUAAUAUCCAAGGCUGAAGAAUGGGAAGCUGUUUGGCCAGUGCUAAAGAAAGAUCUUGAUGUGUUCCCGGUACUUGGCAUGGACUGUGAGUGGGUGUCUGUAGAUGGGAGAGCAAAUCCCAUCUCCCUUCUACAGAUGGCUUCCCACAGUGGCUUUUGUGUCCUGGUUCGCUUGCCCCGACUGGUCAAUGCAGGCAGUACCAUUCCAAAGACUCUCCUCACGCUCCUGGCAGACAGCGAUGUGUUGAAGGUUGGAGUAGGAUGUAGGGAAGAUGCGUCCAAACUGAUGAGUGAUUAUGGCCUGUCGGUGAAAGGAAUUGUUGACAUCCGCUACCUGGCAAUGAGACAGAGGAGAGACAUCUUCCAGAACAGCCUGAGCCUUAAAUCUCUGUCUGAGACUAUUUUAUGUUACCCUCUGGACAAGUCUUUUCAACUUCGAUGCAGUAACUGGGAGGCAGAUGAGUUCACACAGGAUCAGGUUUUUUAUGCUGCCAGAGAUGCCCAGGUUUCAGUUGCCGUAUUCCUGCAGCUGCUUGGCUUUUUUUCCAUAAAUUCUUCCCCCAUUUGGGCUUCCUUUCUGGGUAAAUGCCAAGGUCUCAUUGAUGUCCCAUUUAAAGGGAAAGGUAUCGCCAAUGGAGAUGUUAAUGGAGCAUCAAGGCAGAAGAAAGAAGGCAUGGGUGAACAAUCUAGUCAGAACACCCAAGGAAGAGAUCCUCAAAGAAAUCGGAAAAAGCCCCUGGGAGUGGGGUACUCAGUGAGGAAAUCCCCAUUGUACGAUAACUGUUUUCUGCAUGCUCCAGAUGGACAGCCUCUUUGUACCUGUGACAGGAAAAAAGCCCAGUGGUAUCUAGAUAAAGGCAUUGGUGAUUUGAUAAGCAGUGAGCCGUUUGUAGUGAAGCUGCGCUUUGAGCCUUCUGGUCGCCCUGAAACGAAUGCAGACUAUUAUCUGACGGUGAAAAAGAAUAUUUGUGUUGUAUGUGGCAAAAGGGAGUCUUAUAUCCGGAAGAACAUUGUGCCUCAUGAGUACAGGCGUCACUUCCCAAUUCAGAUGAAGGAUCACAACUCUCAUGAUGUGUUACUUCUCUGCACAUCCUGCCAUGCAGUUUCCAGCUACUAUGACAACAAUUUGAAACAACAACUAGCAGUGGAGUUUUGUGCUCCUAUUGGUUGUGAGGAAGGGGUGCGCAUGCUGGAAGAUGCCACAAGAAGGCAAGUGCGUUCAGCGGCGAGAGCCCUGCUCAAUGCUUCAAGACUGCCAGAACAACGCAAAGAGGAGCUCUUGGCGGAGAUCAAAGGAUUUUAUUGUAUAGAGACGGUCACUGAAGAAACUCUCAAAGAAGCUGCAAAUUUGGAGACCAGGAUAUUUAAUGAAACGUAUACCCCACAUGGAUUAAAAGUGGUGCAGUGCUUUGCAAGAGAAGGACUGAAAUCUUUAAUGGAGCUUGAGAAACGCUGGCGCCACCACUUCUUGGACACUAUGCAGCCCAAAUUUCUCCCCCAGCAGUGGUCGGUUGAUCAUAACCACCACAAACUUAUCAAGAAGUAUGGUGAAGAUUUACCCAUCAAGCUGGGCUAGGACUUGAAUUAAAAUGUCCUGACCAUACUGACACUGUUAUCUGAAGGGCUGCUAAGAAUGCUAGAAGUGAACUUUUACUAGAACCGUUUACACUAGCUGCUGGCAAUCAUUGGUGCUGUAA